ACAUGAGCCUCACACAUCCCAGGAAUAUAUCAAGCCACACAAGUACAUCAGUACAUUAUACAGUAAUAUUCACUCUACACAGAACACACGGACUCUCACUCUACACAGAACACACGGACUCUUUAGAUUCAGUCAAAUACAACAUCUAUAUCUAGUUGUUCAGUUCAAAUUCAUGUAAUUGAAUUUCAUUGGCAUCGAAUAAGCCCAUAUGGAGAAUAAGCCAUUUCUUGAGAAAGCUAGUGCAAGAAUGUCGAAACCCUCUUCGAUUCCUUCAGUGCUGUUCCCUGUUCCUGAAGAUGAUAUUAUAUUUUCAUCCCUGCCUCUUACCCCUUCUGAGCUGAAAGAAAGGCUGAUUUUUGGGUCACCCCCUAAGGAUUUUUCGUCUUCUUCAAGUUUAGUUGAUGCCUUGAAUUUGACCCUGAAUUCCCCGAGACUCGCGCAUUCUGUUUCUGUUGAUUCGACGACAUCGGGGUUUUGUGACCCUAAUGGUGAAAGUCAGAGGAAGUCUUCUUUGAAUGAUUUUGAUUUUCAGAAGAGUAAUCUUCAUCGGUCCAAGACUGCACCGGCUAUGGCUGUGAUUGAUGAUUUUGUGCAUCAGGCUGUGACGAAACCACCUCAGUUUGGUUCGUCGUCUUCGAUUGUUUCUCAGGCUGUUUUGUUGUUGAUUUUGUACUUGUGUCUUGGAGUGGUUAUAUAUUGGCUGAAUAAAGAUGAUUUUAGGUCGAUUGAAACGAAUCCGGUUGUUGAUGCUUUUUAUUUUUGCAUUGUGACAAUGUGCACGAUUGGGUAUGGUGAUAUAACUCCGAAUAGUACUGUGACGAAAUUGUUCUCAGUCAUGUUUGUCUUAAUUGGGUUUGGAUUUAUUGAUAUUUUGUUAAGUGGCAUGGUUAGUUAUGUUCUUGAUUUGCAAGAAAAUCAUCUUUUGAGAACUGUCAAAGUUGGAAUAGAUCAGGAUCGGCGAUCUUAUAUAAUUGAUUUCAAGAAAGGGAGAAUGAGGAUCCGAAUGAAGGUGGCCUUGGCUUUAGGAGUUGUGGUUCUCUGUAUUGGAGUUGGAGUGACUGUUAUGCAUUUUGUCGAAAGUCUUGGAUGGUUGGAUUCACUGUAUCUUUCUGUUAUGUCGGUUACUACUGUCGGAUAUGGAGACAGAGCAUUUUCUACUAUGGCUGGUCGGGUUUUUGCAUCAAUUUGGCUGCUUGUCUCUACACUAGCUGUUGCUCGAGCAUUUCUUUACCUAGCAGAGGCUAGAGUGCAUAGGCGUCACAGGAAGUUGGAAAAUUGGGUGCUUGGUCAGGAUUUGACUGUUUCUCAGUUUCUUGCAGCGGACAUUGACAAUAAUGGUUUCGUGAGCAAAUCAGAAUAUGUUGUAUACAAACUUAUAGAGAUGGAGAAAGUAUCUCAGAAAGACGUCGCACAGAUCUGCAAAACCUUUGACCGCCUAGAUGCUGGCAGCUGUGGAAGAAUUACUCUUGCUGAUCUUAUGCAAAGCCAUCAUCAUGAGAAUUAGACAAUUCUUUGAAAUUGAACAGAGAUAUAGUCGUCAUGCUAUCACACACCUAACUGGAAAAUUAACAAGCCAUAUCCAGCAGCAACAAGCCAACAAUUAAAAAAUUCUCAUAAACAGAAGAGAUCAAAGUAUGUUCAGAUCAUUUGGAAAAGGCGCCUUGUCGAAGAGAAUGUGGAUUACAGACCAGUUGGAAAAUUUCCAUAGUCCAUACCAGACGAUUGAUGCAUCUUUUGUCGUCUCUCAAAGCCUGCAAGUACAAGACAGUUGCUGCAAAUCCUCUUUGCUAUCUGAAACGAUGUGAUGAGCCAACAAACUAUUUUACUAGUUCAAAGAAUAACUUGUCUUCUAUCCUGAGAGAUAGAUGUGAAUAUUGGCAAAUAUUUAAUCUUCCUCUUCCCGCUCCAUAUAUUUUGAUUAUAUUCAUUAAAUUUGUCAAUGUAAAUGUUUGAAAUGCAUAAAAUGAAUAUUAGAUGGUGUGCA
This is a messenger RNA of Daucus carota subsp. sativus, 1984 nucleotides long. Its product is annotated as two-pore potassium channel 3. The record is from RefSeq and is a predicted model, not a curated record. Gene Ontology annotation, molecular function: outward rectifier potassium channel activity; potassium ion leak channel activity. The coding region runs from base 209 to 1504 and encodes 431 amino acids. The transcript is spliced from 3 exons. Lineage: Eukaryota; Viridiplantae; Streptophyta; Magnoliopsida; Apiales; Apiaceae. Gene Ontology annotation, cellular component: plant-type vacuole membrane; plasma membrane. Gene Ontology annotation, biological process: stabilization of membrane potential; potassium ion transmembrane transport.